Messenger RNA from Linum tenue, 904 nucleotides. NCBI's taxonomy places the organism in Eukaryota, Viridiplantae, Streptophyta, Magnoliopsida, Malpighiales, Linaceae. The record is from the annotation of a GenBank genome assembly.
AAUCCCAUUAUCUAUCACUAUUCACUAUCACAUCAAUCACUCUUCAAACUGUUUUAGGGAAGCGAAGUAUGGCGGAUCCUAAUCUUUACCAUCACCCUGCCUGUGCCGGAAAUGGGUGCGGAGCAGAGCAGGAAAAGGAACCCACCGCCGGCGGGUUGUGCGGACUUCUGAUGAAGAAAGUCGGCGGCGGCGGUCACCACGAUGAACAUAAGCAGACUCCAAGUGAUGCCGCUAUGGCUGACAUUGAACAUCAGGAGGUGAAGCACGGCGGCAACCCCACACUCGCCGAUCAGCUUCACCGCUCUGACGGUGGCAGCUCGUCGAGUGAAGAAGAGGAGGAAGGAGGGGAAAUAGGAGAGAAGAAGAGGAAGAAGAGAGGGAUGAAGGAAAGGAUCAAGAAGAAGCUGUCUGGUGAGAAGGAAGAAGACCACCACUCCGACCAUCAGCAGGAGCAGCCAGAAAUCAUUAUCACUGGGGAUGAUGAUGAUAAGGCCAAUGGCGCUGCUAAUCAAGCUACCCUGAUACAAAUGCACGAAGAUGAUUCGGAGGAGAAGAAAGGUUUCAUUGAGAAGAUGAUGGACAAGCUCCCUUUGUAUGGGCAGGAGAUGAAGAAACCUGGUGAUGAAGAUCAUGUCGACAUUGAAAGCGGUGCUGCUCAGCCGAAGGAGAAAGGGAUCCUGGACAAGAUCAAGGACAAGAUUCCUGGUAGCCACAAGAACGGUGGAGAUCAUGAAGCUAAAAAAGAGGAUUGAAUGGCCCUAUUCAAAUUUGUGAAGAUGCGUGUUUAAAAAUGCUUGUUUCUUUAAAAUUCAGUACUUUGAUUUCGGGAAGUUUAGUUUCCCCAUGUUUUUACUGUCUGGUGUCUGUAAUCUUGUAAGUCGUUGAAUGUGAAAAUUUGUUUUGA